AUGAUGAAAAGCGUCACUUCUGCAGCAUUCCAGAUGCGUGGCCUUCGGUCUGCGGCCGGCGGCAGCGCGAGAGGCUUGGACAGGAGGCGGCCCGACCUCGGCCCCCACGAGGCGGGGCUUCCUGAGCGGCACCGGCGCCUGCGCGCGACCGCGGAGCUGCAGACGCAGGGGCGGGGCGGUCCCGCUCUCCCAGGCCGCCGAGCGCGCGGUCCUCCCGCGGCCCAGAGCGUCGCCGGAAGAUUCGUGCGUCGGUUCGGGAAGGCGGAGGGCGCGGCGGAGAGAACGGGACUGGCCCCGCCGCCCUGGCCCGCGCGUCGCGCCCUCCGCUUGCAGCACAGGCCCCCGCGGCUCUCGGGCGCGGCGUGGGGGAGGCGGCCCUGCAGGAGCGUCCCCGGGGCGCCCCGCGAGCCCGGCUUCCUGCGAGCCGAGUACCCCCCGCGCGUCUUCAGCCCUUUGCAGAAAUUGUUCCGACUACUGGUGUUCUGCAAGGUGGAGCCCACAGGCGCCAAGGGGAGCAGGACCCCGAUGGAGGCCCCUGCAGCUGUGAAGGCCGCUUUCCUGGCGCAGGCCCCGAGUGGCGGCCGGUCAGCUGAGGAGCAGGCAGCUCGGAGCACAGGUCCCGUACCGCAGCCCGGCGCCCCCAAGGCAGAGGGCCACGGAGGGGGCCCUCCCUGGGCGCCGGGGUCUCUUGGCCCUUGUGAAAAUGAGGAAGCUGGAGAGAGGCCCAGAGGUUCCCCUCGAGGCCCGGUCAUUUCUGAGAAGACUGGAGGGCAGAGCGGCCGCGAGUCAGGCCCCGCGGCAGGGGCACGGCGUGGCUGGAAGGGGCGGCCCUUCCCGUGCAGCGCCUGUGGCCUCAGCUUCAAGUGCCCCUCGGACGCAGCGAAGCACCGCAGCAUCCACGCGGGGGAGAAGCCGUACGAGUGCAGCGACUGCGGCAAGGCCUUCAUCCACAGCUCGCACGUGGUCCGCCAUCAGCGCGCUCACAGCGGGGAGCGGCCCUACGCGUGCGGCGAGUGCGGCAAGGCCUUCAGCCAGAGCUUCAACCUGCUCCGCCACCAGCGCGUGCACACGGGCGAGAAGCCCUUCGCCUGCCAGGACUGCGGCAAGGCCUUCGGCCAGAGGUCGGACGCCGCCAAGCACCGCCGCACGCACACCGGGGAGCGGCUGUACGCAUGCGGCGAGUGCGGGAAGCGCUUCCUGCACAGCUCCAACGUGGUGCGGCACCGGCGGACCCACCACGGCGAGAACCCGUACGAGUGCCGCGAGUGCGGCCAGGCCUUCAGCCAGAGCUCCAACCUGCUGCAGCACCAGCGCGUGCACACGGGCGAGCGGCCCUUCGCCUGCCAGGACUGCGGGCGCGCCUUCAGCCGCAGCUCCUUCCUGCGCGAGCACCGCCGCAUCCACACCGGCGAGAAGCCCCACGAGUGCGGCCACUGCGGGCGCGCGUUCCGGGCGCUGUCGGGCUUCUUCCGGCACCAGCGGCUCCACACGGGCGAGAAGCCCUUCCACUGCACCGAGUGCGGCCGCGCCUUCCGCCUGAGCUUCCACCUCAUCCAGCACCGGCGGGUGCACGGCGCCGAGUGAGCCGGGGUGCGCGGCGAGGAGGGGACAGAGCCGGCUGCCUCUCGGGCUGCGAAAGCCUUUCCCUUGGCUCGGGGAAGGGGAGGCGCUUCCCAGCAGCGGGGCAGGCCCCAGGGGUCUGAACCGGGCUGCGCCGGCUGCCGAGACACCUCCCCUCCCACGCUCAGCUGCAGCGACUGUCAUUUCCUGCGGGGGCCACUGGCUGGUGAUCAAAUCGGUCAUUCCCACAGCCAGGCCUCCAGCAAAACCCUGCGUGGGGCUCGAGCUUGGGGUUGGUGAAGGUGGGGGUUGGUUAGGAAGGGGGCACCAGAGAGGGCGUGGAAGCCUUGUGCUGUCCCCUCUACUUUGCCCGUGAGAGCUUCAUCCAUGUCUUUUAACGCCUUUUCACAGUCAGCUGGUCCAUAUGGUCCCGAGCUGUGUGUGCUUAGAAAAGUAUGGAACCUAGCCUGGCACGGUGGCACCCAGCGCGAUGGCUGCCACCUGUAA
Messenger RNA from Saimiri boliviensis boliviensis (Bolivian squirrel monkey), 2067 nucleotides. The record is from RefSeq and is a predicted model, not a curated record. NCBI's taxonomy places the organism in Eukaryota, Metazoa, Chordata, Mammalia, Primates, Cebidae.